CAUGGUUUCUAAAAACGUUUCAAGCGAGGUAACAGAUGAAGAUAUUUCAACACAGAUUUCAAGGUGAGUAGAAAAGAUUUUCUCGGAGUUUCCAAAACGAGAUUAGAAACUAUGGAGACAUUCUCCAUUCUCCCACAGUAUAUAAAGAGGGGAGAUGUGGUUUUGUAGACAGAAAGAGAAGAAGAAACAAACAAGAGAUCAGAGGAGAGCGGAGAUGGAGAAGGAGAACCAAAGUGGCAGCCAUGGAAAGGGGUAUUUGAAGCUUUUUGGGGUGGAAAUCAGAACAAAUGUCAGUGAUGACGAAGAAAGUAUGAAGAAGAGCUUAUCCAUGGGGGAUUUGGAAUUGUCCAUUAGCCUAAAUAAUGAGAAUGAUGAUAAUGUUGGGUAUCUCUCAGACAGCCUGCUUCAGUCCAGCACCCCCGAAACUGCUCAUCAUCGUAAGAAGAAAGUGACUCAAUGGUCUAGAGAAGAACAUCAAAACUUUUUGGUGGGAUUGAAAGAGAAGGGAAAAGGCAACUGGAAAGAUAUAGCCACCAAGUUUGUGAAAACCAGGACUACCAGCCAAGUCGCCAGCCAUGCACAGAAGUAUUAUCUUCGACGGAGGGGGCGCCAUGAAAGGAGGCGUAGACCAAGCGUCUUCGACAUGCCUUUCGAACCUGCUGCUCCUUCUCAAGCUUCUGCGUCUUCUUCAUCUUCACCAUGUCCACAACAGGCUACUACCUCGCGUGGAUUGCCAGUGAAGAGUAACGUUGAAAACAACUAUCCCAGUAAUUUUCACGGUGUUCCAUAUAUGGUGGGAGUACUUCCCCAAAACACGGUGGGUUCACAGAGAUUUGUAGCAGAUAGAUUUGCUCCAUCAGUGUCGUACGUGCCCAUGGUGAUUUUCCCCGGUCCACCCUUGGCCUACUUAAGAGCUACCCACAGAAAAUUUGCUGCUGCUGCGACUGCUAUUAAUUCACGCCCGAGGCAAUGAUGCUAGUUUAGAUUUCUGCAGAUUUAGUUUGUAUUUGCUACAGUAAAAUUUCAAAAAUAUUUGAGCAAAUUCAUAGAAUCAAUAAAUCAAAUUUACCAUUUUUUUUGGGUGA
This is a messenger RNA of Vitis vinifera (wine grape), 1085 nucleotides long. Its product is annotated as probable transcription factor At5g61620. The record is from RefSeq and is a predicted model, not a curated record. The transcript has 4 exons. Gene Ontology annotation, biological process: response to ethylene; response to gibberellin; response to auxin. Gene Ontology annotation, molecular function: DNA binding. NCBI's taxonomy places the organism in Eukaryota, Viridiplantae, Streptophyta, Magnoliopsida, Vitales, Vitaceae. Bases 155 to 973 code for a protein of 272 amino acids.